Bemisia tabaci is the source of this 1362-nucleotide messenger RNA. RefSeq lists its product as uncharacterized. The record is from RefSeq and is a predicted model, not a curated record. Lineage: Eukaryota; Metazoa; Arthropoda; Insecta; Hemiptera; Aleyrodidae.
CCCGUCGGUGGCGCCAGUCGGUGUUCGCCCUUCCGCCAUGAAUGACGCGAACCGCGCGCGACCGCGGGCUCAUGAUGACGCGAAAAAUGCGCGAGUCCGUGUCCAGUGCUUCUUCGUCCCUUUCGCAUAAAAGCUCGCCGCCGUCGAGAAGUCCGGCAGCUGAGACUGCGUGCAAUAUAAAGUGGUAAAAUAUACAAAGUGGAAACGACUUGAGAGGUUUUUCGCACCGCAUGUGUUCCUUGGAUUGUCGUUGAGUGAAGAUUCGAGAAAAAUGUGCUUGUUGAAUUUGUUCUCUGCGCUUUAUGUUUUGUUUUCCUUCGCGUCCCUCCUUAUAUUCACAGUUGGUGUUCAGAUAACGGACCUGCGCGUGCCGGCGUUCGUGGAGAACGGUACGCGGCCGGGGGCGCUGCUGGACUGCGAGUACUCGCUGCGUCCGGACGAGCUGAACAAGGAGGCCGGCCUCGUGGUCAAGUGGUUCUUCAACAACAGCGCGGCCCCGGUCUACCAGUGGAUCCCGGGCAAGAAGCCGCAGGACCUCGGGAUCCUCAAGGGCCGCCUCCGGCUCGACUACGCCUCCUCCGAGCACCGCGCCACCAAGCAUCGCGCCCUCUACAUCCUCAACCCCACCACCGAGCUCUCCGGCGAGUACAAGUGCCAGGUCUCCACCUUCGACGACGAGGACUUCAUGGUCAAGAAAAUGCUCGUUUUCGCAACGGGGAAGCCUUUCGACUUAUCUCUUAACAAAUAUGGCAGCGAGUCUGUCAAUAUCUCAUGUAAAGCUCUUGGUGUCUACCCGGAGCCUAAAAUGACCCUCUUCACGGAGUCUGGGACGAAAACCAGAGCUCCCGUAAAAGGUGCCUCGGUAGAGACACUGGUGCGAGGCGCCGUGUACGACAUCAUGGCCUCGACGGUUCUACCGGAGGCAGAACUGACCACUUCGACUGUGAUAGUAUGUGAACUUAAAAUCCCCGCCACCAAUGUCACCAGGCGGCAGACUGUCUCCUAUAAUCCAGGGAGCAUGGAGAGUUUAUCAAGUUCAAGUGGGACACAUAAAGAGAUGCUGCACGUGAGGUAUCUCAUCGUGGGCUUCCUCGUGGCGCUGCUCUUGCGGGAGGCCGCUCCUGCUCCUUGCUGAAAUUGAAUGAACAAAGGAGCAACUGUACAACUCUCGAUUCGUCAAACCAGGCACUUGAAAAGUGACCUCUGCGGCUGUACAUAAACCAAAGUUUUUUCUUUUUUAUAAUAUAAAUAUUUAAUUAUGUACAUAAAAGUUAUGUUUACCAAGUUUGUAAAAAAUUGUUAAAUAUGUGAAUGCCAUAGUAUUAAAUAAGAAAUUAAAACCCCUUUUUUAUUAAACCUGCA